This is a messenger RNA of Monodelphis domestica (gray short-tailed opossum), 4042 nucleotides long. RefSeq names its product syntaxin binding protein 4 (gene STXBP4). Gene Ontology annotation, molecular function: syntaxin binding. Gene Ontology annotation, cellular component: cytoplasmic vesicle. The record is from RefSeq and is a predicted model, not a curated record. Gene Ontology annotation, biological process: regulation of insulin secretion involved in cellular response to glucose stimulus; insulin receptor signaling pathway. Lineage: Eukaryota; Metazoa; Chordata; Mammalia; Didelphimorphia; Didelphidae.
UGUCAGUGUACGGCAUCAACCGCCGCAGCUUCCUCAGCUUGCUCCUGCGGCAGCGGUGGCGGCGGCGGCAGUAGCUGCUCUUCCAGAAGUCUCGGCUUCAGGGGACGUACUACGGCGGCCGGACGGUUGGAUUGUGGGAAAACUGUUAAGAUAAUUUCUGCAGGAUCAUCAGCAAGGUUUUCAUAGACAUUAAAUCCAAAGGAUACCAUGAUGACAGGCUUGAACGGGAAUAGCUCUGAAGCAGCAGCAUUCAGUCAAGUUGCAAUGGACCCUGCAUUUCAGAUGAUAACGGUUACCAAGGAAAUAGGCUUAGGCCUGAAUAUCGUGGGAGGAAUUAACCGGAAUGAAGGGCCCUUGGUAUAUAUUCAGGAAAUAAUUGCUGGAGGAGACUGCCAUAAGGAUGGAAGAUUAAAGCCAGGGGAUCAGCUUGUGUCCAUAAAUAAGGAGUCAAUGAUUGGUGUUUCAUUUGAAGAAGCAAAAAGCAUAAUUACUAGAGCAAAAUUAAGAUCAGAAUCUGCUUGGGAGAUAGGGUUCAUAAGGCAAAAACCUAGCUUGAGUCAACAAGAAACCACACAGCACUCAGUCCUCUUGCCAUCUUCAGGAGGAUGUGAGGCCCAGGUUUCUGCAACUUUUAAUAUUCUUUCUCAUCCUGAGAACUCUGAUCAAAAGAUGUCAUCCACUCCCACCCCUGUAGAUACCACCUUAAUGUCUUUUAAAAAAAAUCAGAUAAAAACCGGAUUCAAGAAAAGAGAGCCAUCUCCAAUUACUUCUCCAAACAACAGCCCCACGGAUGUGUCUAAUACAAAUAUUGGCCCCAAUUGGCCUGAUGAUUCUGGACCACAAGGAGAGAAUAUUUCCUUAAAUCCCUCAGUUCGCAUUAAGGUUGAAAAGCUGGAGAUGGCCCUAAAUUAUCUUGGUAUUCAACCCACAGAAGAGGAGCACAAAGCCCUGAGGCAACAAGUACAAAUAGACUCCAUGGGAACUGUGUCUUUUGGAGAUUUUGUCCAGGUUUCCAAAGACCUAUUCCGCUUACAGCUGAAUGAAGCAGGCAUUGGGCAAAAAUCAGCAAUGCUUGGUGCACAUGAAAUUUCCCAUUUAUUAGAUUCACAGCUUCUUGCUUGUGGUUCUUCAGAAGAAGAUGAAGUAGAAAGGCUUAAACAUGAAAGAGAUGAUGCUUUGAGAGAAGUCAGCAAACUCAAGGACUCAGCUGAUCCUAACACCUACUUGGCCAAGGACAAGCUGUUGGAAUCAGAAAAUCAAAGGAAACAAUUAGCUGAAGAACUCCAGAAUGUGAAACAAGAAUCUAAAGCUGUAAUAGAAGAAACAAGAGCUCUGAGAAGCAGGCUUCAUCUCGCCGAAGCAGCCCAGAGACAGGCCCAUGGAAUGGAAAUGGACUAUGAAGAAGUAAUUCACCUAUUAGAGGCUGAAAUUAUGGAGCUAAAGGCUCAGCUUGCUGAUCACUCUGACCAAAGCAAAGAAAGUUUUCAAGAUUUAAGAAAGAGAAUCACAGUAUUGGACUGUCAAUUGCGGAAAUCAGAAACGGCUCGGAAAACCUUUGAACUUACAACUGAGAAGUUGUUGAACUUUGUUGAGACAAUCCAAGAAGUGCUUUCUGAUCACUCUUCUUCCUUGACAAAUUUAAGUGACCGAAGAUCCAUGUUAGGUUCCCAAACCCUGUUCCCACAACUCGGAAGGAAUGGACGCAAUGUCACAGCAACCUUGGUCCAGGAAUCCAGGGAGCUUGCUAAAUCUGUUCGUGCACUUAUGGAUGUGGACUGUCUACCUUAUGGAUGGGAGGAAGCUUACACAGCAGAUGGAAUCAAAUACUUUAUCAAUCAUGUAACACAGACCACAUCGUGGAUCCACCCUGUGACAAGUGCGCUGAACUUGUCCUGCUCAGAAGAGAAUGAAGAAGAUUGCCCCAGAGACCCUCCCAACCAAAAGAGUUGAUAGUUUCUGAUAGACAAUAGCAUCAUUUUCAGAAUAGCUUAAACUAGUGAAACUGGCAUCCAGCAUGCAGUGGGGACAAACCGUAUGUCAUUUGUAGAAGUUGUGAAAUAGAGGCAAUGAAUUUGUCCUUUUUGUUUAAACCAAACAUCCUAUUUAAGUGUACGCACAUUCCCUGUUCAGUUCAUUUCAACACUUACCCCUAGGAUAAUCCACUGGUGAUAUGCUAAUAGUUUUUUAAAAACAAUAAUCUUUUCAGGUUUUUCUAAAUGGCAAGGAAUUGUUUCUUUGCAAGAUUAUAUGAGCUAUUCUUCCUUUGGAAAUAGCUGUGAUAGCUUUGAAAAUGAUUUGUAUUUAAAUUGCCUUUUGAAAAAUUAUAUGAAUGUUUUUACAUUUUCAUUUAAACACUAUUUGAUAAUACCUUAUUUCAUUAUAUUUAUGUCUCAUCAUAAUUUGAAGUCCAAGUUGCUAUGGGUGUCUGCCAGUAUGAGGAAGCAUCGACAGUGCCCAUCUGAAAACACUCAGGAAUUCAUAAAACAACAUUCCAUAAAUGAAUGCUAAUUUCAUAACUAUACCCACAGUGGCCUCAGAGAGUAGAGGGCAUCCGUGAGUCACCCAUGCUCUCUAUAUAAUGACAUUACUUUCUUGAGGCAUAUUUUUCAUUUAUUCAUUCAACAAAUAUCCAUCAGGUGUCUACCACGUUCAUACCUUUUCCUUCUACUUCCCCUUUCUUCUGUUUCUUCACCAGGCAGGGGGAGAUUUCAUGAAAUUUCCUCCAUUAUCUGAGAAUUUUCUCUAGUAGAGCACAAGACUUCCCACUGAAACUGAAUAUUCAUCCAGGAAAGUCCCUAAUGUCGAAGCGGUGUUUCUUGGGACUGGGGGUAGGGAGUGAAUAGAAGGAGAAUUUGCCAGCCAGACUCUUUAUACCUCUUGUGACUCUUGGGGUUCCUCUGUUCACUCAUGCCUGCACCCAUUUACUCAAUAAAGCUGCCUUAAGUAUUAAAUGAGAGGCGGCAUGAAAUUUGUUGGAUAGAAAGUGGCCUCCUGAUCUGGAAGACCUGGGCUCAGGUCCUACCUGUGACUCUACUGACUGUGUGACCCCCUAACAUUUCAGUGCCCCCAGACAACUCUAAGUCUAGAGGCUGCCGAGAAGUUGCCCUUUGCAUUAGAAGAGCAAGUUCCUCACGAGGAGCUUGCUCUAUUGGUGAAAUCACAUUUGUUCCAGUUUUGUUUUGCUUUUUAAGUGCCUAAUACUUAUAACCAUUCAUUAGACUUGAUUUUAUUAUAACAGUGGUUCCUAAAGUAACCCUAACAGUAAUGGGCCACUGGAUCAGCUAGGGAGCACAUUGCCAAACCUAGAGCCAGGAGGAUCUGGGUUCAAAUUUGACCUUACACACUACCUGUGUGACUCCAGGCAAAUCACUUCAUCUGGAUUGCCCAGCCCUUGUUGCUCUUCUGUCUUGGAAUUGAUACAAGAUAGAAAGUGAAGGACUACUGAAUCUCAAGCUCCAAAUCAUUCCUUCCUAACACGCUGGAAUAAAAGGGGAAAACAUUAUACAUACCCGCAGAACGCCAGAUGAAAAAGAGAGGCAGUGAAUAUUUAGAUGCUUAACCCGCUUUGUUCUAAAACCAGUUUCACAGUGAUAUAGGAGCCUUAAUCUGUGAGGCCUUAACAGGCAUCCGGGCAUGCAGUGCAAAAAAUCCUGGUUUCUAGCCUGCCUUCCAUCAAGCCAGAAAUCUCUACUAAAUUUGCAUCAUAGUAAAAUGACAAUUGGCGAUCAUAAUUAAAGCUCUGCGAUGCUGCAAGAUUCCAACUGUAGUCCCCAUCAGGUCAGGCGAACAAGCAUCUGUGAGCACCUACUGUGUGCCAGACACAAAGUACAGAAAAAAGCAAAGAUAAAUACGCCAGAAAAUAGACCCUGCUCUCAAGGAAUGUACAACCUAAAGAGGGAGACAACAUGCAAACAACUAUGUAUAUGUAAUUCAGUUCAAUAAAUAUUUUAUCAGAUGUCUACUAUAUGGCAACCUGUGAGCCAUGAAACUUUUUUUUAAUACUUUGAUUACUGUAUUUCAAUAUAAUUGAUUUUCUCUAUGA